Messenger RNA from Haliaeetus leucocephalus (bald eagle), 3141 nucleotides. Its product is annotated as exocyst complex component 4-like. Gene Ontology annotation, cellular component: synapse; growth cone membrane; exocyst. The record is from RefSeq and is a predicted model, not a curated record. The transcript has 12 exons. Gene Ontology annotation, biological process: exocytosis; Golgi to plasma membrane transport; chemical synaptic transmission. NCBI's taxonomy places the organism in Eukaryota, Metazoa, Chordata, Aves, Accipitriformes, Accipitridae. Bases 1 to 1965 code for a protein of 654 amino acids.
AUGCCGGCGGAACCCCCUAUUAAACCUGUGAAAAAGGGAUUGCUUGGUGUUGCUGUACUGAGGUAUAAGCAAUCUUGUCCGGUCACGUCAGCCAGGGUCAUCCAGACGUUUUCUUUGGUUUGCGGCGGUAUCCAUGACUACAUCCAUCUGAGGACUGUAAGGAAGAUGAACUAUCCGUACGUUCUUGUGCCAUCUUGCUCCGCAAACUCAGCCCAGCAAUCGAUGCUGCUGACAGAAUAUCUGGAUAUGAAGAACACCCGCACUGCCUCGGAGCCAUCCACCCAGCUUAGCUACGCCAGCUCUGGGAGAGAAUUUGCAGCGUUCUUUGCAAAGAAGAAGCCACAAAGGCCUAAAACCCCUUUGUUCAAGUUUGAGUCCUCCUCCCAUGCUAUUAGCAUGAGUGCCUAUUUGCGUGAGCAGAGGAGGGAACUGUACAGCAGAAGUGGAGAACUUCAAGGAGGACCGGAUGAUAACUUAAUUGAAGGUGGCGGAUCCAAGUUUGUCUGCAAACCAGGAGCCAGGAACAUUACCAUCAUCUUUCAUCCCCUCCUCAGAUUUAUCCAGGAGAUAGAGCACGCCAUGGAGCUUGGCCCAACCAAGCAGUGUCCGCUCCGUGAAUUCCUCACCAUGUACAUCAAGAACAUCUUCCUCAAUCAGGUCCUGGCUGAAAUCAACAAAGAGAUCGAAGGCGUCACAAAGGCAUCUGAUCCCCUGAAAAUAUUGGCUAAUGCAGAUACCAUGAAGAUCCUAGGUGUGCAGCGGCCCCUUCUGCAGAGCACGGUAAUUGUGGAGAAGACUGUUCAAGACCUAAUGAACCUGAUGCACGACUUGAGCGCCUAUUCGGAUCAGUUCCUCAACAUGGUGUGUGUGAAACUCCAGGAGUACAAGGACACCUGCACCCUUGCCUACAGGAGCAUCGUGCAGUCGGAUGAAAAGCUGGUGAUCAGUGCAUCCUGGGCUAAAGAUGACGAUAUUAGCAGGCUCCUGAAAUCUCUGCCCAACUGGAGCAACAUGGCUCAGCCCAAGCAACUGAGACCCAAGAGAGAGGAGGAAGAAGACUUUAUAAGGGCUGCUUUCGGCAAAGAGUCAGAAGUUCUCAUUGGCAACCUGGGAGAUAAACUCAUUCCUCAACAGGAGAUCCUGCGGGACGUCAGCGACCUGAAGGCCUUGGCCAACAUGCACGAGAGCCUGGAGUGGUUAGCAGGUCGCACCAAGGCAGCCUUCGCCAACCUCUCAACCACCCAGACUGUGUCUCCUGGCCAGGACAGCCAUGCCAGUAUGGAACACCUUCCUGCAUCCGAACAGAUCCUGCAAACCCUGAGUGAGCUGGCCAGGUCUUUUCAAGAGAUGGCUGACCGCUGCCUGCUGGUUCUGCAUUUGGAAGUCAGAGUUCAUUGCUUCCACUACCUGAUCCCGCUGGCUAAACAAGGGAACUACGCCAUCGUCGCCAACGUGGAGAGCAUGGACUAUGACCCUCUCGUUGUCCGGCUCAACAAGGACAUCAGUGCUAUUGAGGAAGCCAUGAGCGCCAGCCUCCAGCAGCACAAGUUCCAGUACAUUUUCGAAGGUUUGGGCCACCUUAUUUCCUGCAUUCUUAUCAACGGUGCCCACUACUUCAAGCGCAUCAGUGAAUCUGGCAUCAAGAAAAUGUGCAGGAACAUCUUCAUCCUCCAGCAAAACCUGACGAACAUCACCAUGUCACGCGAGGCUGACCUGGACUUUGCAAGGCAGUAUUAUGAGAUGCUCUACAACACAGCAGAUGAGCUCUUAAACCUCGUGGUGGAUCAAGGGGUGAAGUACACAGAGCUGGAAUACAUCUAUGCCCUGAACUUACUGCACCGGAGCCAGACGGGUGUGGGGGACCAAACCACCCAGAACAUGAGGUUGCAGCGGUUGAAGGAGAUAAUUUGUGAGCAGGCUGCUAUCAAACAGGCCACCAAGGACAAGAAAAUCACCACCGUGUAAUCUGCUCUGUCACUCAUAUUAACUGAGCAGCAGGGGCUGUCCGGUUGCAGGUCCAAGCCUCCGCGUUCCUGUUACAAUCAAAGGCAAAAGCGCGUAUCUUCUGGGUGGCAUUGUACUAGUGAGAAGGGAAAUGCCAUUUGAGAUUUGGGGUUGGGGUUGUUUUGGGGGUUUUGAUGUGCAAUCAUGUAAUGCUUCCUUAACGUGUUCUCCCAAGAGUGAUUGCACAGCAGGAACAGGCAUCCUGGUGGAGAUUUGGGUGGGAUAUUUGGCUUUGCUCUGUUGCUGCUGCUUUGCCGUGAGAUGUAGGGCAAGCUGCUAUCUCUGGCGGGGUGGGAAAAGAAAUUUCACACUGGGUUAGGUCAGAGUCUUCAGUGGAAGUUCACAGCUAAAGUAAACCACACUAAAGUAAACAAACAGCACCAUGACAGUCGAGCACAGACCUGUCGGUCACAUGCGGGAUCUUGAUGGUUUUGAAGCCAUUCCAACAGCAUUGCUGCAUGGAGCCUGUUUCAGCUCUGCCAGUACUAUUCUCCAUGACAUUUGUAGAUGCAUUAAGUUUUCUGCUGUUUCCACUGCAAAGAGAUGUAGUUGCUUAUUCCUUUAGAUAGUGAUAAGCCAGUUCUCAUAGUGGGAGGUAACAUGGGACCAUUUGUUUCCACUUCUACUUUUUCAUUAUCACAGAGCCAUAUGGCAUCAGUUUCUACAGCGCAUACUGCACUGGAUGAUGGUAGAAGUAGAAGAAAAUUGCCAAUAUAAGGUAAUAGCAAAACUUAAUUCUCUUUUUCUGAUUAUAUCUUUUGAGUCUCCACAGCUCAAAAGAUAUUUUGUAAUUGUCAUUUGAUGUACUGGAAGGACACACAGGCUUACGUACCUCAGCACUCAUGAUCUGCAAGGGCAGGAGGAGGGCAGAUCCCAGCUCUGCAGUCUGAGGCGUGCUCAGGUCACCGUUUCUGCCCUGCCUUGACCAUAUGAAGCCACCUGGUAAAAGGUUCCGUAUUCACUGAGGCUGAGGAGUUUAUACCAUCCCUCCAAACCCAGAAUACACUCCACUUGUAUUUGUCAAAUUGUCAACCCAGCUGGGUUUCUCAUGCUGAGAUAGGUUCUCUCUGAGCUGUGUAACUGCUUGUGUGUCAGUCUUGAAACUGCAAAAUUAAAAGAUGCUUAAGACUCCUCAAA